Molecule: messenger RNA, 888 nt
Organism: Cyprinus carpio (common carp)
Lineage: Eukaryota; Metazoa; Chordata; Actinopteri; Cypriniformes; Cyprinidae
Gene: dusp19a
Product: dual specificity phosphatase 19a
Biological process (GO): regulation of MAP kinase activity
Cellular component (GO): cytoplasm
Molecular function (GO): JUN kinase phosphatase activity
Source: RefSeq, a predicted model, not a curated record
AUGCCGCGGUCGUUGAGGAUCGUCAGUUUCUCGCCAGCUUCCCUGCUGCUUCGGCUGCAGCGCGCCCCGAGGACAUGGCUUCAAACGACCGUUAACAAUGAGCUAAAGCACAAGCCAAACGGAUUGCCUCGUGUUAGUGUUAAAGGGUGUUGCCCUGACGGCCAGAACGAGGCACUGCUACUUCGGCAACGACGAUCAUUUGCGUCAUGUGACCAGAGCCCUCCGCAGGACCUGCCGCCCCCCUCGUGUCUGUUUGAAAAGAUGUCGCUCGCACAAGAAAUAAAAUUCUCCAAAGCUAAUUUGCGGAAACAAUGCACCAGAGUAACGACUUUGAGCGGCAGGCGCAUUAUUGAGACAUGGAAAGGUUCCACUGUACAGGUGAAGUUUGAAGAGCAAACAGUACAGCCUGAAACUGCAUGUGGAUAUUUUCAGGAUAAUAACUGGGACCUUCAGGUUGGAUAUAUUGAAACCAAUAUCUAGGUACUUGGUGAUGCCGCUCAUGACUUUGGUACUUUGAGGAAAUAUAAGGUGAGCCAUAUAUUAAAUGUUGCGUUAUUGGUGUGGAAAAUGCCUUUCCUGACACUGUUCAUCGCUAUAAAAACACUGAGCAUACUGGAUCUACCUGACACUAAUAUCAUAUCAUAUCGACGGAGUGUGCACAAGUUUAUCGACCAGGCUAAAGCUGAGAAAGGAGUUUUACUUGUCCACUGCAAUUUCGGGAGUUUCACGUUCUGGUUUUCGGGUCCCGUCCUUGGAUAUCUGAUGUUGAGAGAAAAUUCAGCAUUUGGUGACACAUUUGCACUGGUGAAGGUCAGCUCGACCACCUCCUCGUGUCCGAAUCCAUUUUUCAUGGAACAGCUGAAAAAACUUCAGACCCGCAAGAGAUGA